Molecule: messenger RNA, 1938 nt
Organism: Phytophthora infestans T30-4
Lineage: Eukaryota; Oomycota; Peronosporomycetes; Peronosporales; Peronosporaceae
Product: protein kinase, putative
Exons: 7
Coding region: 739-1938 (399 amino acids)
Biological process (GO): protein phosphorylation
Molecular function (GO): protein kinase activity; ATP binding
Source: RefSeq, a predicted model, not a curated record
GCGAGUCCGACAGCAGCGACGGCAACGAGAACACGGACCCCGCGCCCGUCUGAGGAGGAGUUGAAAGCGGUGGACCGAGAGAUUCCUAUCCGACUGACGCUGGGCGCUGCAACGCUGUCGCUUGGUGCUUCGGGACAAUGGGAGCUGGAUCACACCAUGUUGCAGCAAACUAAAGAGCGAGUCCAAAUACUGGAAGAGCGCACCGCCGCACUAGAAGCCGAGAACGCGCAGCUUCGGGAUAAAUGCACGCGAAUGACAGAGGAGUCCAACAUGGAGAAGUUCAAGUGCCAAUUGCUGGUCGAGAUGCUGGCGGUGUCGAGUCUGGACGAGGAGCGGGAGAAAGCCCGUGCAGCCAGCAUAAAGACAGACGUGGUGGCGCUGCUAGAACAAGCGCGUGCCGAAGGAUUGGACGUUCGAAAGCUCAGCGCCGCGCUGACCGCUGGCCCUCUAGCGCCGUAGCGUGUGUCGUGUCGUGGUCUAAACGAGAUACAUCUGAAACGUUUCGUGCCUGAUUCAAUUGCGGAUUUUGUGUAGCCAUCGACCGAGCUAUCAGAUCGUGGCACACCAAGUGAACCUAAGAGUUCAGACGAGGCCCAAUAACGUCUGAGGCAUACAAAAAUUCAUACAAUCGUACCAUAUGACCGCACCUUGGUAAGAGGCAGGCGGAGGCAUUUCCCAAGUCGCGGCAUUCCCGCCUCAAUACAGCGCCGUCGUCAAUAAGCUAAUAAUCCAUUGACAAUGGGCGGGUGUUCAUCCAAGGACCCCAAGGACUACGUCGCGCACGACAACCAGCCCGGACCUGUGCCCAAUGGCCGCAGCAGCACCCAGCGUGGGGACGGUGGCAGCUCGAGGCGCGGCGGACGAUCAGCAGCCGAGCCAGCGCCAGAGCGGUCGAACCGGCGGCCCAACAACAACACGGUGGACUUCCAGGAGUUCAAGGACAAGGAGAAGAAUGUGGUGGAGACUAUGCUCGAGAGCAACAAAGGUCUGCGCAUGGCCGAGAUUAAUUUCAACGACCUUAAGCUGCAGAAGAUCAUCGGUGCCGGCGCCUUCGGGGAGGUCAUUAAGGGCACGUACUGCGGUACACCCGUCGUGGUCAAGCGUAUGCUGCGUAACAAGAUUACAGAAGACAAUCUGCGCAUGUUUGGUGACGAGAUCCAGCUCAUGAUGAAUUUACGCCACCCCAACAUCGUGCAAUUCAUCGGCGCCAGUUGGAACUCGUACUCUAACAUUUGCUUUGUGACGGAGUUCCUGGAACGAGGAGACCUGUUCGCAGUGCUACGGAACCCGGAGAACAAGAUGACCUGGGCUAAGCCUAUUCUGCGCAUGACCAUCGACACCUCGCGCGGCAUGGCGUAUCUGCACAGUAUGAAACCUCCGAUCAUCCAUCGCGACCUCAAGAGCAUGAACAUUCUCGUUAGCUCGACGUGGGGCGCCAAGGUGAGCGACUUCGGUCUAAGCCGUGAAAAGUCUGUGGACGAGACGAUGAGCGUGACCGGCACGCCGCUAUGGCUGCCACCCGAGAUGAUCCGCGGAGAGCGGUACACGGAGAAGGCGGACGUGUACAGCUUCGGCAUUGUGCUGGCUGAGUUGGAUACUCGCAAGAUUCCGUACCACGACAUAAAAGCCAAGGGAGCCCGUAACAAGAAGGUGUCGGGCAGCACGCUGAUGCACAUGGUGGCGUACGAGAACUUACGUCCAUCGCUGAGCAAGACCUGCAUGGACAGCGUACGCGACCUGUACAAACGCUGCACGGCCGACGACCAGUCGGUGCGUCCUACUUUCGAGGAGAUCGUGCAGUACCUGGAGAACGAUGUGCGCAAGGAGACGCUCGUACGCGCGAACGAAGAGAUGAACUUAAUCGAGGAAGACCAGAACGGAUCGGACGUUUCCCCCGAGGAGCUCGGUGUCCACCAUGCCACACGCUACGUGGAUUAA